Notodromas monacha is the source of this 1165-nucleotide messenger RNA. The record is from the annotation of a GenBank genome assembly. NCBI's taxonomy places the organism in Eukaryota, Metazoa, Arthropoda, Ostracoda, Podocopida, Cyprididae.
UCUACUUGAAGGUUCUCGUAACUGCUACAAUAAACUACUUUUCUGUGCUGUCAUAAAUCAUACGUUAAAUGAUGACCGUCGCAAGAUUUUCCUCUCGUUCACACAUUCACCAGAGCUUCUUCAGUAUGAAUAGCAAAAUCGAUCACAUUGCACUAAUUUUUAUCCGAAAUCUGCCGUUAAUUUUGCAGUCUUGAAUUAAUUUUCCAUUCGUGUUGAGCUGCCGAUUUUCCCCUAAUAUUUCCGAGUGACAGGAAAAGGAAUCUGUUUCUGAGGCAUAUCUUCUUGAGAGAAAAAAAAAGGCCUGGCAAUGGCUUUGCACCUUCAACCCACGACUGCAGUGGCUCGUAGCAAACAAAUUCAGGAACACGAUGACGAGGAUUCGGGGGCUUUGUCGAUGUUGGAGUCGUUGGCUGAUUCGGAAGCUUGUCCGUGCGGAAACCGGAACAAGAUUCCGACGAUUAUUAAGAAGCAAUUGGUGGACCAGUUACGAGCCGUAAAGGGAGAUCAUACUGAGGCUGACAACGGCGAACAACGUCAGUUGGUAGCUGAUAAACCGUCCGAUGUACCAAAAGCUUCUGGUGAUGACCCGAGCUUUUCCGUGGAUAAACGCGAUCGUGCCACGUCACCACAAACGGAAUCUGUACCGAAGAUUGUGGAUGUGCCGGUCAUCAGGAAUGAGUUGCAAGUUCACGCUGCGACUCAAUUUCCAGAAGUUGAAAUUGGCACGGAGUGUCCUUUUGCUUUCCAAGACUUUUACCCUGGUUCAAUAAAUGAAGAAGAAAGGCGCGGCAAUCAAAAGCAAGUGCUGCGACAUCGAAACUUACCGGUUUUGCUCGCCAAGGCAAACAUGUGGCUUCAAGAACAUCCCGAAUUUUCGGUCCAUUCAGUGGAGGUUAUAACAGCAGAUGUUCGUUGUGCUGAUUUGGAUGCUAGCAAAAUUUCUGCGCGCUUCGAGGACAAUUUCUCUUCCAUCACGUGCUUCAAGGGAUUGAGGUUUUGGCUGAAAGAAAAUGUGAAUUGCAUCAUCAAAAAACAGGUUAUCGGGCAUUUUUAUGCGAAAGCACCGACAAGCCAAACGAUGAGGAGAGACAAUCAGCACAAGAGACUUCCCGACCUUGUUCAGGAGUUGAAUGCUAUCGCGAAGGAGCAAAAAAUUCGCGGAAAG